Messenger RNA from Sphaeroforma arctica JP610, 645 nucleotides. RefSeq lists its product as hypothetical. The transcript has a single exon. Lineage: Eukaryota; Ichthyosporea; Ichthyophonida. The coding region runs from base 1 to 645 and encodes 214 amino acids. The record is from RefSeq and is a predicted model, not a curated record.
AUGGCCAACCUCACCAAGUUCUCGGUCUUUGGCUCGUGUGGGCGCCUGCUGCUCAGCACCAACCGGAUGUCCACGGAGCUGCUGCAGAACCUGCUAAAGACCAGGCCCACGUACAUUGACUGCCGCGAGUUUAUGGACGACUGCCCUCCGGAGAUGACGGCAACGUCUGUGGUGCCAACCGAGCCCGACAAGUGGGAGUUUGUGGUCGCGUCGAACACGGCCGAGCUGCCGCCGAACCGCACGUUCCCGCAGUUUGGGGGCCCGGUGAUUGUAGCCCGCAAGCUGGCCUACGACCCGCUGCAGGUCCAGUUCCGCAAGCGUGUCAAGGCGCUGCACGAGCGGCGCAUCCGGCCGGUCUCGCGAAAGUUUCGGAUCCCGCCCACGGUGGGGCGCCGCCUCUCGACGGUCUACGAGACGUUCCACGAGCUGCACGAGGGGUCGCUGAAGCAGGGGGUCCCAGAGAUCCGCAUCUCCUGCUAUGACGGGCCGCUGGUCAUUCCAGUGGAAGCCAUCCCGCUGCCAGUGGAGGUGGCGGACUCAAAGGUCGAGUCGCCCGUGGAGGUGCCGGACCUCGGAGAGAAUGUGGACACUCGCGAUUGCUGGUACGGGGUGACACACGCAAAGCUGCAGUACGCCUCUAUGUAA